GACUGUCUGUUCGGUUGACGUCAAGAGGUAGAAAGCCAUUAUGUGUUAUUGUAUUGUGAUGUAGAAUUAUAUAGUCACGUUUUAUCGUUCUAAAUACAGUUUAGUUUUAACCCGCGAUUUUAUUGCCCUAAUGGGCCACCUGAGUAACAUCACAAAAGUGGCGACGAGUGUAAACGUUUUUUUUUUGUCGGUUUCUCCGGUUUCGAGUAGCGAAAACGCGUCCGAAAAUUCACCACCACCACGACGCCUCCAAGGAAGAGGAGAAAGCGCACAUAUAGCGUAAUGGAGGAGCAGCAGCAGCAGCAAGCUUCGGGAGUCAAUUCACUCGGACAGGGCCAGAAUGGGCAUCACCAGCAGCAGCAUCCUCCACCGCAGCAACAGCUUCCUCCGCAUCAACAGCAGCAUCCUUUACCGCCUCAGCAACAUCCAGCACCUCUCCACAAUCAACCGCAGCUUGGCCUUCCACACGAUGCCCUCAUUCUGCAAAUAUUGCAGCAACUGCAGCAUCAGCAAGCCAUAACCAACCAGCUCCUUCAGCAGCAGCGAGAGUCGCAACAGCAACAACAACAGGGAGCUUUCCAGCAGCAGCAGGAAAUCUUUCGGAGCGCGAUGCAAUCCAUCCAAGUGAACGUUCCUCCCAAUCCGGAAAUCAUCCUGGACUCGUUGGCUGCAAACAUUAAAGAGUUUCUGUACGACCCAGAAACUCAUUCCACAUUUGGUUCGUGGUUUGCGAGAUAUGAAGACCUGUUCGCGAAAGAUGCGGAACGAAUUGACGACAGUGCAAAGGUACGAUUGCUUCUCCGUCGGUUGGGAACUCAGGAACAUUAUCGAUAUGUCAGCUACAUCCUGCCAAACACACCGAAAAAUUUCUCGUUUUUGGAAACAGUGGAGAAGUUACGAGGUCUAUUCGGUACAAAGGAGUCAGCAGUGAAAAAGCGGUACUCCACACUCACCAUCACGAAAUCACCCACGGAGGAUUAUGUGUCGUACGCCUGCCGGGUGAACAAGAUGUGUGUGGAAUUUGAACUGUCCAAGAUGUCAGAAGCACAGUUCAAAUGCCUAAUGUUUGUUUGUGGCCUUAAAUCCGAGCGCGAUUCGGAAGUGCGAAUGAGACUGCUUUCCAAGAUCGAGGAUAGCAAUAAUGCCACCCUGGACACGCUCAUCGAGGAAUGUCAACGGUUGAUGAACCUCAAAAGUGAUACAGCCAUGAUUGAGAAUCCGGUUCCCUCUACAGUUCAAGCCAUCAAGGGAAACCAGCAACACCGGAAGACAUUCAAGAAGCCGUUCGACAAUCAGCGUAGUUACCAACAGCAACAGCAUCAGCAGCGGAAGAGUGGUCCGGCAUCACCUUGCUGGAAUUGUGGUGCGAUGCACUACGCAAAAGAAUGUAGCUUCAUCAACCACAAGUGCUCGUCCUGCAAUCAGUCGGGGCACAAAGAAGGAUAUUGCUCCAGUGCCAAGAGAUCAGCGAAGAGAAGAAAACCCUACAAUAAGCAGUUUUCCACCAAAACCGUGGUGUCCGUCAACAGUGUGCAAGGCAAGCGGCGUUUCGUUUGGGUGAAGCUGAACGAUAUUCCGGUUCGUCUUCAAUUAGACACAGCAUCAGACAUCACGAUUGUGUCGAAGCAGAUAUGGGAGAGAAUCGGUAGGCCAGCGGCAGUGCCGACAGUUCAAAGUGCCAAAACUGCAUCAGGAGAGGACCUUCGUCUCGAAUUUGAGUUCUCUUGCACAGUUUCUCUAAACGAGUCCGUGAGUACUGGUCAUAUUUACGUUUCUAAUAACUCCUUGAAUCUUCUGGGAAUCGAUUUUAUCGACAAGCUGAACCUCUGGUCUUUACCGAUGAACAAAUUCUGCAAUCUCGUUAGCGGUGAGGGACCAAUCGAUGCAGCUUCAUUGCAGAGGGACUAUCCCAGACUAUUCAGUUCAACUCUGGGACUCUGCACCAAGACAAAAGUUAGUUUGGCACUCAAGGAGGCAUGCAAACCAGUUUUUCGACCUAAACGACCAGUCUCCUAUGCGAUGCUACCCAUCGUCGAUGCAGAGCUAAAUCGUCUAGAAGGCCUGAACAUAAUCUCUCCUGUAGAUUUCUCGGAGUGGGCGGCUCCAAUUGUCGUGGUGAGAAAAUCAAAUGGUAGUAUCCGUAUAUGUGGCGAUUAUUCUACCGGUCUAAACGAUCGCCUACUACCGCAUCAGUACCCGCUACCCUUGCCACAGGACAUUUUCUCGAAGUUGACUGGCUGUACAGUUUUCAGCCAGAUCGACUUAUCAGACGCUUUUCUGCAAAUGGAGGUCGACGAAAGCAGUCGGAAACUACUCACCGUUAAUACUCAUCGGGGCUUGUACCAAUAUAACAGGCUCCCUCCCGGAGUGAAGGCAGCUCCUGGCGCAUUCCAGCAAAUGAUAGACAUCAUGUUGGCAGGACUUAGCUUCACGUCGGGCUAUCUGGAUGAUGUUGUCGUCGGUGGUAGGACCCCUGAAGAACAUCAGCAAAACUUGCACGCAGUACUUCAGCGCAUUCAAGAAUUCGGGUUUACGAUUCGACCAGAAAAGUGCUCUUUUGGACGGGAACAACUCGGAUAUUUGGGCCUUUUGCUCGAUAAAGACGGACUUCGCCCAGAUCCGAAUAAAAUCAAGGCAAUCCAGGACAUGCCUCCUCCUCGCGAUCUGACCGGUGUCCGUUCAUUCCUGGGAGCCGUGAAUUAUUACGGCAAGUUUGUCCCGAAUAUGCGCUCACUGAGAUACCCGUUAGACGAACUCCUCAAGACAUCGUCACCCUUCAAGUGGACAAAAGAGUAUCAAAAGGCUUUCGACGACUUUAAAGCGAUUCUGUCUUCUGAUCUUCUGUUGGCACACUAUGAUCCACAACGAGAAAUUGUUGUAGCAGCUGAUGCAUCAUCAAUCGGCAUCGGAGCUACUAUCAGCCACAAGUACCCGGAUGGCAAAAUGAAGGUGAUACAGCAUGCUUCGCGAGCACUAACAUCCACCGAACAAAAGUACUCGCAACCAGACCGUGAAGGAUUAGCAAUUGUAUUUGCGGUAACUAAGUUUCACAAAUUCAUCUUCGGCAGACGGUUUCGUCUACAAACGGAUCAUGCUCCACUAUUGCGGAUCUUCGGAUCAAAGAAGGGUAUACCGGUGUAUACAGCUAAUCGCCUCCAACGCUGGGCCCUUACACUGUUGUCCUAUGACUUCUCAAUGGAAUAUGUCGCAACGGAUAAAUUCGGGAAUGCGGAUGUAUUGUCGCGUUUAAUUGAUCAGCACAUCAAACCCAAUGAAGAUUUUGUAGUAGCCUGCACAAACCUCGAAGAAGAACUAAAAUCUGUAGCCAACAGCACAAUCAGUCAGCUUCCACUCAGUUUUCGGAUGGUGGAGCAAGCCACAAAUUCCGAUCCAGUUCUUCGGAAAGUCUACCGUUUCAUCAAACACGGAUGGCCGAAAAAUCGUGCCGAAAUCAAGGACCAAGAGUUAUUGCGCUACUACGACCGCCAGGAAGCGCUGUCCAUCGUCGAAGGUAGUAUUAUGUUCAGCGACAGGUUGGUUAUACCAGCACUCUACAGAAAGCGAUGCCUGAAUCAACUGCAUAAGGGACAUCCAGGAGUCCAACGGAUGAAGGCCAUCGCGCGCAGCUUUGUCUACUGGCCUUGUAUGGACGACGAAAUCACUAGCUACGUUCGAGCUUGUAACAGUUGCGCCUCCGUAGCAAGAUCUCCGCCAAAAGCAACACCAGUGCCAUGGCCAAAGCCCACGGUUCCAUGGCAGAGAAUUCACGUCGAUUAUGCUGGCCCACUGGAGGGCGAGUACUAUCUCAUCGUAGUGGAUGCAUAUAGUAAAUGGCCGGAAAUUCUUCCAACUAAGUCCAUCACAGCGAAGGCUACAAUUAACCUGCUACGAAGUGUGUUCACCAACAAGGGGAUGCCAGAAGUCUUAGUGUCCGAUAAUGGCACGCAGUUCACAAGCGCCGAAUUCAAGGAGUUCUGCGUUGAAAAUGGAGUAGAACACAUGACAACAGCACCAUUCCACCCACAAUCCAACGGCCAAGCCGAAAGAUUUGUGGACACCUUUAAGCGGGCGGUCAGGAAGAUUCAGGAGGGAGAAGUUUCCAUCAGAAUGGCAUUGGAUACAUUCCUACUUACCUACAGAACCACGCCAAAUCUGAAUACGCCAAAUGGAAGAUCACCUGCGGAGCUGAUGUACAAUCGUCGACUCAGAACAUCUUUGGAACUUCUACGUGUACCGCACAACCAAGCACAACCAAUGCAGACUGAUGCUAAUCCUCAAUCCAGGUCGUUCGUUCCGAAGGAUACCGUUUACGCCAAAGUGUACAUCAACAAUAAGUGGACUUGGGCGCCAGGCACGGUAGUGGAAAGGAUCGACUGUGUAAUGUAUAACGUAUGGGUCGAUAAUAGGAAGUUGAUCCGUUCUCACAUAAACCAGUUGAAGAGCCGAGGUGCAAUGACCCAUCAAGGAAGCAAGAAGCAAAGUAUACCGCUAGACAUCCUGCUGAGUGAGUGCGACGUGAACACGCCUGCAGCAAUGCGUACUCCGAUUCAGGACACACCCUCGCUGGAACACCGAUUGGAACCAUCGGAUCGGGUAUCGUCCAGUUUGAAGUCAUUUCCGUUACCAAACGAAACAAAUUCGUCCUGUUCAACAGCGACGUCAUCGACGACAGCAGCUGAAUCUUUGCCAGUGGUCCAGGCCCCUCGACGAUCUUCUCGUGUCAGAAGAGCGCCGCAGUGGUUCAACGCUUACCAGCGAAUUUAA
Messenger RNA from Toxorhynchites rutilus septentrionalis, 4764 nucleotides. RefSeq lists its product as uncharacterized. The record is from RefSeq and is a predicted model, not a curated record. The transcript has a single exon. Gene Ontology annotation, molecular function: nucleic acid binding. NCBI's taxonomy places the organism in Eukaryota, Metazoa, Arthropoda, Insecta, Diptera, Culicidae. Gene Ontology annotation, biological process: DNA integration. Bases 283 to 4764 code for a protein of 1493 amino acids.